AUGGCGACAUCAACUAAAACCCAUUAUUUUGAAACAUUUGUCGAAGAAUCAAAAGUUGUAACAGUUUUGAAAAAAUUUUUAGACGACGGGGAAUUAUGCUACUAUCGUUACGUGGCCAUACCCAAUAGAUUGGGGUUAAGAAAGAUGGAGGGGAGAUGGGGUAUGAAAAUAUAUGGGGUUUUGCAGUAUAAUCAACGCAUGAGUAAGAAAGCUGUUCGACAGAUGUUUUCAAGUCAACGCGUAUAUAUGGCAGCAUUGCUCACGGCGAAAAGACCGAUUGUAUUAAUGCUGGUGCGGCUGUAUGUGGUCUGCGAAUGCUACGGUUUGAGUUACACUGACACACGAUGUUCAAACACACCGAUUGGGUUUGGGGGUCGAACAACUACAAACGAAGUAAAAUAUAUGAAACCUUAUAUUAAGGCGUUAACCCAUUAUGAGGAUUGUGAGAGAUGUGAUUUUAGUUAUCGUGAUUUAGAGGGUGCACGUCAAAUUUGUAAAUAUAAAAGUAUGUUACGAAAAAAAAUGGAAAAACGAAACAUGCCCUUAUUUGGUCGUUGA
Molecule: messenger RNA, 558 nt
Organism: Paramuricea clavata
Lineage: Eukaryota; Metazoa; Cnidaria; Anthozoa; Malacalcyonacea; Plexauridae
Source: the annotation of a GenBank genome assembly